CGCGAGUCAUUCUAUUAUUCAGUGACCAUCUGCAAUAGCUGACGUUAUCUUGUUGGUGCUUAUUCUUAAGGUUUGUUUUCAGUUCUACACUGCUGCUGUCUGUAUUGCCUCUGGCCAAUCCAGAGAAUAAUUAUGGCUAAUCAAACAGUGUAGAGGCUUUUUGACAUGCUGAUGUGCCUCCCCACCAACUCUUAACGGUGUGUUAUCUCUGCUGCAAGUGGAAACAAGCUGAUUCGUAAAAUCUACCAUUGCGGUCGAGUGUCAGGCUUGAAUCGCAUGAAAGGUCAAAUGGCGGUGCACCUAAAAUGUUUUGCAUAGUGCUUUACCUUGCUGUAGUUACUGGUUAAGUCCAUACUGCUGUAUAACCACAACUCCUGAGCUUAUUGAAUGUAGAACUGCAAAGCUGCUUUUCUUGAUUUAUUUUAAAACACAUUUUGAAGACAUUUUUUAAGUUCAUGUAAUGUUUCUCCUUUCUUUUGCAGAUGUAAAUGGAGAAGCAGACGUGUCAAGAAGAGAAAUUGGAGAGCCACACAAUUUUAAAUUGGUUUGCACUAAAAUGCAUGCAGCAUCACUUCUCUCUAAAGUAAUCCAUUACUGACAAUUAAUGUCAAACUGCAUGCUGGAGCAGCUUAGUGCUGCCUCACCAGGCCAAACACUGCGAAUGGAAAGAAAGCUCCAUAAGAUCCAGCACACCAUAAUACACCUAAAUGCAGCAUAAUGCCUUCAAAAGUGUCAUGUUUGUACCUGCUGACGGUGGUCUGCUGGGCAAGUGCCCUCUGGUACUUGAGUGGAUCACGUCCAACGUCAUCUUAUGUCAGCCAGAUCUCUUUGCCUAUACGGAGAACUGUGAAACCCCCCAAAAACAUCACGUUCACAAACAUCCGCACCAGGCCGCUCAACCCGCAUGCCUUUAACUUCGUCAUCAAUGAGCCCAAGAAGUGUGAAAGCGUCACUCCAUUCUUAGUCAUCCUCAUCAGCACCACACACAAGGAGUUUGAUGCGCGGCAAGCCAUCCGCGAGACCUGGGGGGACGAGAGCACCUUUAGCGACAUCCGCAUCAUGACCAUCUUCCUGCUGGGCCGGAACACAGAUGGCGUUUUGAACCAGAUGGUGGAACAGGAGAGUCAGAUCUUCCAUGACAUCGUCGUGGAGGACUUUGUCGAUUCCUACCACAACCUCACCCUCAAGACCAUGAUGGGCAUGCGUUGGGUGGCGACUUUCUGCCCCAAAGCACAGUACAUCAUGAAGACGGACAGUGACAUCUUUGUCAACAUGGACAAUUUGAUCUACAAACUGCUCAAGCCCACCACCAAGCCCAGGAGGAGGUACUUCACUGGCUACGUGAUCCACGGUGGCCCCAUACGGGAUAUGCGCAGUAAGUGGUACAUGCCCAGAGACCUGUACCCCGACAGCAAGUACCCGCCGUUCUGCUCGGGCACCGGCUACGUGUUCUCAGCAGACGUAGCCGAGCUGAUCUACAAAACCUCACUGCACACAAGACUGUUGCACCUGGAGGACGUGUACGUGGGACUGUGCUUGCGGAAGCUGGGUAUACAUCCUUAUCAGAACAGUGGAUUUAAUCACUGGAAAAUGGCCUACAGCCUCUGCAGGUACCGGCGGGUUAUCACCGUGCACCAGAUCUCCCCGGAGGAGAUGCACCGUGUUUGGAAUGACAUGUCCAGUAAGAAACACCUGAGGUGUUAAAAGACACAAGGAUUUCUGAUUUUUUUUUUUUUUUUUUUUUAGUCAUUUCACCAGUCGUGCUGAA
Messenger RNA from Thalassophryne amazonica, 1768 nucleotides. It is a transcript of the gene b3galt1b, whose product is annotated as UDP-Gal:betaGlcNAc beta 1,3-galactosyltransferase, polypeptide 1b. The coding region runs from base 718 to 1704 and encodes 328 amino acids. Gene Ontology annotation, cellular component: membrane. The record is from RefSeq and is a predicted model, not a curated record. Lineage: Eukaryota; Metazoa; Chordata; Actinopteri; Batrachoidiformes; Batrachoididae. Gene Ontology annotation, molecular function: N-acetyl-beta-D-glucosaminide beta-(1,3)-galactosyltransferase activity. The transcript has a single exon.